ACUACUAGAAAAUUGGCUUUUUGCGACUAAUGUUUUUGCGACUGAUUAUUUGACCAUCGCAAAAACUAAUAUUUGCAAUAGCACCCUCCUUUUAUUAUACCUAUGCCCUAACAGAGACUGAUUUCCCCUGGACUCUCAUUUCCCCCAAAUCUGAUUUCGCUCGAUCGUGUGUGAGUAAGAGAAUCUGAUUUCCCUCUCUCGAUUUCCCUCUAUAGAUCACCAUGGUCGUCUGAAGAAGUGACCUCCAAUGAUCACCUUUCGACGAAGCUUUGGUUUGAAUCAAUCCUUCCUCAUCUGCUACAGAUGUGUAUCGCUUGGUUAUCAUCCUUCUGAAGAGUGGCUGCUCAAAAUCAUUCUCUCUUUUUAUUUUUUUCGACUUUGCUGUUUAGUAGUUGCUGUGUACUCAAUCUGUUGGAAACAUUUUAAUCAUAUUACUCUAGAGGGUAUAAGAAAUUCUUUAAUUCGACAAGAGGACAGCAUCAUAUUUAGCCUCCUGGAGAGAGCUCAAUAUUGUUUCAAUGUUGACACAUAUGACCCUAAUGCUUUCUUCAUGGAUGGGUUCCACGGCUCGGUUGAUUUCAUGGUCAAAGAAACUGAAAAGCUUCAUGCUCGGGUUGGAAGAUAA
Molecule: messenger RNA, 625 nt
Organism: Camellia sinensis
Lineage: Eukaryota; Viridiplantae; Streptophyta; Magnoliopsida; Ericales; Theaceae
Source: RefSeq, a predicted model, not a curated record